AAAAUCCUUAAACCCAGAGAUAAACCCUAAAUUACUAAUUAUUCCCCAAAAAGCAUUCAGCAAAAUGGAAAUGCUAAAGCGAAAACUUUUCAUCAAUUUCUCUCCCAAAUUGAUUUCUAAAUCUAACCCAGCUCCCCAAUGCAACUUCCCUUCUAGGGUUUCAAAUUUAGCUUUACGGUUCUUCUCCACUAAUUCCCAAUCAACAUUGACUGAUCGGGUUGGAGCUGCAAGAGACCCAAGAGCUUCAAUUGUGCCCAUUUUGGAUCAAUGGGUCAGUGAAGGGAACACUGUUGAGAAACCUUUACUUCAAUCUCUUGUUCGCCUCAUGAAAGAUUACAGACGCUUCAAUCAUGCUCUAGAGAUAUCGCAUUGGAUGACUGAUCGUAGAUACUUCGUAUUAUCACCUUCUGAUGCUGCAAUUAGGUUAGAGUUAAUCGAUAGAGUUUAUGGAUCGCGGAAAGCGGAAAUGUAUUUUGAGGAACUCUCGGGUAAGCUAAAAAUUUACAAUGUGUAUGGUGCUCUUCUUGACAUCUAUGCACGAGAAAACUCUGUUCAGAAAGCAGAAGCAAUCCUGCAGGAAAUGAGAGAAAAGGAAAUGAUAAGAUCAUCUUUUGCUUACAAUAUAAUGAUCAACCUUUACCGUCAAAAUGAAAACUUUGAGAAGAUCAAUGCCUUGACGAAGGAAAUGGAAAGAAACGGGAUCCCUCAAGAUCGGUACACAAUACAAAACCUGAUGGCCGCUUAUGCUGCUGCAGCUGACAUUUCUGGAAUGGAAAUAAUAUUAGAUAAAUUAGAAAAAGAUCCCCGGGUUGAGCAGAGCUGGAACAUGUAUGCAACUGCUGCAAGUGGCUAUCUGAAAGUUGGGUCGAUUGAGAAAGCUUUGACAAUGUUAGCGAAAGUUGAGAAGCUGAUGCCCCCGGGAAAGAACACAUUGGCGUUUAACUUUCUUCUAUCUCUCUAUGCAGAGGCUGGUAAAAAGGACGAACUUUACAGAAUUUGGUUUAAAUAUAAGCCAUUUGUUGAGGAGAAGGUGACACAUAUUUGUACUAUGGUAACCUCUCUCGCAAAGCUAGACGAUAUUGAGGGUGCUGAAAAGAUCUUUGAGGAGUGGGAGUCUAAAUGCACGACAUAUGAUUUUCGCGUUCUAAAUAGGCUCCUUGCUGCAUAUUGCAGAAAGGGUCUUCUUAAGAAGGCUGAAGAAGCUGCAGAGAAAGCUGCACAGGGAAGAAUACCCUAUGCGAGCACGUGGAGUGUCUUGGCAGCAGGGUAUAUAGCGCAUAAUCAAAUGUCCGACGCAGUUGAGAUGCUGAAAAGAGCACUGUCAGUUUCGCGAAAGGACUGGAGGCCAAAUCCGACCACGGUGACUGCCUGUUUGGACUACCUGGAAGAACAAGGAGAUGUUAGAGGAAUGGAGGAAGUCGUAAAGCUGUUAAAAACAACGGAGCCUUUAACUCGAGAGAUAUAUAAGAGACUGGUUAGGACAUACACAUCUGUUGGCAUACCAGAUGAUAAAGUUUUUGAUCAGAUGAAGAUACACGAUAUGGAUGCCGAUGAAGAAGCACACAAGAUUCUUGAAGCUUAAUCAGCCAAAUCUUAGCAAUGUAACACACUCUGUUUUGAGAAUUAGAAGCUACAGAACAGCUUUUGAAGAGGAUUAUUUAUUCAGAGCAAUGAUAGUAUGUAAAUAUGAUUUAGUGAGUAAGAAAAUUCAUUUAACACAAUGAUUACAUUUAGUAAAACUUGCUCUAGUUAUGAGAGGUA
Molecule: messenger RNA, 1761 nt
Organism: Mercurialis annua (annual mercury)
Lineage: Eukaryota; Viridiplantae; Streptophyta; Magnoliopsida; Malpighiales; Euphorbiaceae
Product: pentatricopeptide repeat-containing protein At2g20710, mitochondrial-like
Exons: 2
Coding region: 65-1582 (505 amino acids)
Cellular component (GO): mitochondrion
Molecular function (GO): protein binding
Source: RefSeq, a predicted model, not a curated record